Physella acuta is the source of this 1374-nucleotide messenger RNA. Its product is annotated as sodium-coupled neutral amino acid transporter 7-like. Gene Ontology annotation, cellular component: membrane. NCBI's taxonomy places the organism in Eukaryota, Metazoa, Mollusca, Gastropoda, Physidae. The record is from RefSeq and is a predicted model, not a curated record. Gene Ontology annotation, biological process: amino acid transmembrane transport. Gene Ontology annotation, molecular function: L-amino acid transmembrane transporter activity.
AUGACUAUUCAAACGAAUAGCAUCAAAUUUGAAUACUUAGACGGUGAGAGAAAUGGGAUCAAGUCGAUAGACUUACAACAUGAUAAAGUCGGUACAACAACAGGUACAGGCUGGUUUGUCACAGCGUUUCUUGUGGUCAACGCUGUACUGGGCGCUGGACUUUUAAACCUCCCCAUUGCCUUUCACAAAGCUGGAGGGGUUUUCUCUUCAACGAUGAUUCAGUCAGUUUUGUUGGUGUUUGUCGUGUUGACAUUACUUACCAUCGCCUACUGUUCUGACAUCAAGGGAAGUAACACCUACCAAGACGUGGUUCUCUCCCUGUGUGGCCCUAAAGCCCAGCUGGCUUGUGCUGUUUGUAUUUUACUCUACUGCUUUGGUUUAUGUAUCACGUUUCUCAUUAUCAUUGGCGACCAAUGGGAAAUGUUUUUCCUCAAAGUGGCGGAGGAUAUUUUCUGUAAAACAACCCCAUUCUACAUGACAAGAGCGUUCAUUAUAUCAGCCACGUCUAUAGUCUUUAUACUGCCGUUAUGUUUUCCUAAAAGAAUCGAUUUUUUAAGCUACGCAAGCAUCAUUGGUGUGAUAGGCAUCUUGUAUGUAACAGCACUUGUUACCAUUAAAUAUUUUCUACCUCACGAUAAUCCAGGAAAUAUCGUAACCGGGCCACAUUCAUGGAUUGAUGUGUUUCUUGUAGUCCCAGAAAUAUGUUUUUCUUAUCAGUGUCAUAUAGAAAUCGUCCCCAUCUACUCCUGUAUGGUCAAGCGUAACUUGAGAGAGUUCUCUAAAACAGUAACACUUGCCAUGAUAUUGUGUAUCAUAACUUACACAGUCACUGCAGCUCUGGGAUAUUUGCAGUUCGGUGACUUAGUCACCAAUGACAUAUUGCUGUCGUUUACCCCUACAGCUGAUGUGAUGUUGGCUGUAGUUCUUGUGGCUGUCAAAACUUACACAACAUACCCUAUCUUUUGCUUUUGUGGCAAGUCCGCCUUUGACACGGUGUGGGCGGUGCUCUGGAAAAUGAGCCCCGAGGAUCUUCGGUACAGAGAAACGUCGAGACGUGCCAUAACGACAUUGGUGUGGUUCACCUUGACCCUGCUACUGUCCAUCUUCACACCGAACAUCGGUGUGGCCAUACAGAUCCUCGGGUCACUAGCCGCAGUUUUUAUUUUUGUAUUCCCAGGACUCUGCUUGUUUAAGACGAUGCAGAAUAGAAUAGAAUCUUUUGAGAAACAGCCCAAGAACGUCUACGCGUUACAAUGGAUGGCGAUGGUUUUUAUUAUUGUUGGUGUAUUUAUCUUUGGGCUGACGUUUACACAGACCAUCACCAAAGACAUUUACGACGCCAAGCCAGACUCGUCCAAAUUGUACUGUAGCUGA